Molecule: messenger RNA, 2724 nt
Organism: Gadus macrocephalus (Pacific cod)
Lineage: Eukaryota; Metazoa; Chordata; Actinopteri; Gadiformes; Gadidae
Gene: slc23a1
Product: solute carrier family 23 member 1
Exons: 14
Coding region: 169-1968 (599 amino acids)
Biological process (GO): transmembrane transport
Cellular component (GO): membrane
Molecular function (GO): transmembrane transporter activity
Source: RefSeq, a predicted model, not a curated record
CACACACUGCACACACACACACUGCACACACCAGGUAUUUGGAGGAGAAGCAGCAGAAGGAAGAGCAGCACAAGGAGGAGCAGCAGCAUUAGAAAGAGGAGCAGCAGGAGCCUUAGCAGAAGGAGGAGACGCAGGAGGAGACGCAGCAGAAGGAGGAGCAGGAGCUUCAUGACGGACAUGGAGGACACGUGUGAAGGGCGUGAUGGAGAGACAAAUGGACCUGUUCUGCCCAUGACCGAACUGACGAUGGCCAAAGAGCCACGAGGAGAGCCGAGACCGGGGCCGGACAUGAUAUACACCAUAGAGGACGUUCCACCCUGGUACCUGUGUGUACUGCUGGGUCUGCAGCACUACCUGACAUGUUUCAGCGGAACCAUCGCGGUUCCAUUCCUGAUGGCUGAAGCCAUGUGCGUUGGGCGCGACCAGAACACCGUGAGCCUACUGGUCGGAACCAUCUUCACUACAGUGGGCAUUACCACACUGCUUCAGACCACCCUGGGAGUCAGACUCCCUCUGUUCCAGGCCAGUGCGUUUGCCUUCCUGAUUCCUGCUCAGGCCAUCCUAGGUCUGGACAGGUGGGCCUGCCCCCCUGAUGAAGAGAUUUACGGAAACGGGAGUCUUCCCUACAACACCUCCCACAUCUGGCAGCCCCGGAUCAGAGAGAUCCAGGGAGCCAUCAUGGUGUCCAGCGUGCUGGAGGUGCUGGUGGGGUUUCUGGGCGUGCCGGGGCUCCUGCUGAGAUACAUCGGCCCCCUCACCAUCACGCCCGUCAUCUCCCUGAUCGGCCUGUCGGCCUUCAGCACCGCCGGGGAGAGGGCCAGCUCCCACUGGGGCCUGACCGCACUGUGUAUCUUUCUGAUCAUUUUGUUUGCCCAGUACCUGAGGGAAGUCUCCGUUCCUUUUCCAACCUACAGCAGGGGGCGGGGCUUCAGGGCCACCGGGAUACAAGUGUUCAAGUUGUUCCCAAUCAUUCUGGCCAUCAUGGUGGUGUGGCUGGUUUGUUACUGCCUCACGUUGACAGAUGUGUUGCCUAGCAACCCUGACCUCUAUGGAUACAAGGCCCGGACCGAUGCCCGCGGCAACAUCAUGAGCACCGCCCCCUGGUUCAGGGUCCCGUACCCAUGUCAGUGGGGGUUGCCGACGGUAACGGUUGCCGGGGUGAUGGGGAUGCUGAGCGCCACGCUGUCGGGCAUCGUGGAGUCCAUCGGUGACUACUACGCCUGUGCCCGCCUCGCCGGGGCCACGCCCCCUCCCGUCCACGCCAUCAACAGGGGGAUCUUCGUGGAGGGUCUCAGCUGCAUCCUGGCAGGAAUUCUGGGAACAGGAAACGGAUCAACUUCCUCCAGCCCCAAUAUAGGCGUGUUGGGCAUCACAAAGGUGGGCAGUCGGCGUGUGGUCCAGUUUGGGGCGCUCAUCAUGGUCCUGCUGGGUUCCAUGGGGAAGUUCACCGCUCUGUUCGCCUCAAUCCCAGACCCCAUCCUGGGAGGCAUGUUCUGCACCCUGUUCGGGAUGAUCACAGCAGUGGGCCUGUCCAACCUGCAGACUGUGGACCUUAACUCCUCCAGGAACCUCUUCGUUCUCGGCUUCUCCAUGUUCUUCGGCCUAACACUACCAAACUACCUGGACACACACCCAGGAAGCAUCAAGACAGGUGUAUCAGAGGUGGACCACAUCGUGACUGUUCUUCUCUCCACUGAGAUGUUCGUUGGAGGAAUCCUCGCCUUUUGUCUGGACAACACUAUACCAGGCACAAGAAAAGAACGAGGCCUCUUGGACUUUGAUACGACGGACCACGCCACUGUGGAUAGCUCCGCCCCUGACCACGCCCCCGGCCCCUCCUCCUAUGACUUCCCGAUAGGAAUGGGUUUGGUGCGGCGGGUGGGCUGGCUCCGCCGGCUGCCCAUCAGCCCCACCUUCCAGGGCUUCCGGGCUCGAGACCCCCCAGCCCUGUCCGCCACCAAGAUCUAGUCUAUAUCAUUAUGUAUUCAUAUAUUCAUGUUCAAGACCUAGUCUAUAUCAUUAUAUAUUCAUAUAAUCAUGUUCAAGAUCUCGUCUAUAUCAUUAUAUAUUCAUGUUCAAGAUCUAGUCUAUAUCAUUAUGUAUUCAUAUAUUCAUGUUCAAGACCUAGUCUAUAUCAUUAUGUAUUCAUAUAUUCAUGUUCAAGAUCUAGUCUAUAUCAUUAUAUAUUCAGCAUUAUGUAUAUAUAGAGCAUUAUGUAACAUAUUAUAUUAUUAUAUUUUAUCAUAAUGUUAUCUAUAUUAUCUCAUUAUAUAUUGACCAUAUAUAUAUACAUAUUAUGUUAUAUAUUUAUCAUAUUUUAUGUUUUUGUAUUAUAAUAUUGAUCAUUAUUUUACGAUUAUAUAUAUUAUGUUCUAUAUUAUUACAUAAGUAUCAUUAUGUUAUCAUAUUAUUAUAUAUUAUCUAUCAUUAUGUUACAGUAUUAUUAUAUAUGAUAUCAUAUAUUUAUUAUUGUAUUACCGGUACAUACAUUAUAUUAUGUUAUUAUAUUAAAUCCAAGACAUGCUGCAAGUCAUAAUUCGCCAGAAGAGGAAACUGUUUACAUAUUUCUAAACAAAUAAAAACAACUAUUCAAUGUGUGGAAACAUUAAAGUUGCAGUACAUUACAUUUAAACUAGCUGGCAGUGUUAUAUUACCUGGACAUAUCGUAGUCAAUGCUGAUCGAGGUUGUUCUUAAUGUCUUCAAUAAAAUAAAAUCCAAACUGA